AUGGCAGACAACGCCAUAAAGAAAGACGCUGAAAGUUUCGAGCUUCCUUUGGUGGUCAUACUUUCUCGAGAUCGGGAUUUCUUCCCUUUUAUCACAACACUGGUUCGCACGGGAGUGAGAGUAGUCACAGUAUUCUCCUUAACCACCAAACGGAACCAGGAGCACAUUGAGAGAUGGCGCUCUGCUCUUACGCAGUCCAAGGUGUCCGUGCACUCCAGUGAGAAGCGUCUCCAAAGUUGGAUCCUACCAACUCCAGCGCACACAACACCGCUGCAAGCUUGA
Molecule: messenger RNA, 282 nt
Organism: Closterium sp. Naga37s-1
Lineage: Eukaryota; Viridiplantae; Streptophyta; Zygnematophyceae; Desmidiales; Closteriaceae
Source: the annotation of a GenBank genome assembly